Molecule: messenger RNA, 1092 nt
Organism: Colletotrichum higginsianum IMI 349063
Lineage: Eukaryota; Fungi; Ascomycota; Sordariomycetes; Glomerellales; Glomerellaceae
Product: Oxidoreductase
Exons: 2
Coding region: 1-1092 (363 amino acids)
Molecular function (GO): nucleotide binding
Source: RefSeq, a predicted model, not a curated record
AUGGCAUCCAAGACGUACAACGUUGGAAUCAUCGGAUAUGGAUUGUCCGCCAAGGUCUUCCACAUUCCCUUCAUCAACCUCACCCCCCAGUUCAAGCUGCACAGCAUCGUCCAGCGCAAGCCCACGGCCUCGUCGUCGGCGCCCAAUGACUACCCCGAGCUGAAGCACCACACCUCGCUGGAGCCCAUGCUCCAGGACCCCGAGGUCGACGUCAUCAACAUCCUCACGCCGCCCAACACCCACUUCAGCUUCACCAAGCAGGCGCUCCAGGCCGGCAAGCACGUGCUGGUCGAGAAGCCCUUCGUGCCCACCGUCGCCGAGGCCGAAGAGCUCAUCCGGAUCGCCAGGGACAACAAGCGCCUCAUCUGCGUCUACCAGAACCGCCGCUGGGACAGCGACUUCCUGACGGUCAAGAAGAUGGUGGCCGACGGCGUCUUCGGCCGCGUCUAUGAGUUCGACACCCACUUCGACCGCUACCGCCCCGAGCGCCCGACGUCGUGGAAGGGCGAGCUGGGCAUGGCCGAGGGCGGCGGCGCCCUCUUCGACCUGGGCUCCCACCUGCUCGACCAGGCCUACCACCUCUUUGGCAUGCCCGAGACGGUCUACGGCAAGCUCGUCAGCCAGCGCGACGGCCGCUUCGACGCCGAGGACCCGGACAGCGUGCACGCGCAGCUGGCCUACAAGGACGGCCUCCUCGUCAGCGUGCGCAUCGGCGUCAUGAGCGUCGAGACGCACCAGCCGCGCUUCUGGGUGCGCGGCACCAAGGCCUCGUUCCACAAGACGGCGCUCGACCCGCAGGAGGACCACCUCAAGGCCGGCCGGAAGCCCAACGAGCCCGGCUUCGGCGUCGAGGACCCCAUCAACGGCGGCAGGCUGCUCCUCGUCAGGGAGGGCGGCGAGGUCGAGGAGCGCACCAAGCUGACGGUCGAGCCCAAGACGUACCUCAAGCUCUUCGAGGCGUUCGCCAAGGCGGUCGAGACGGGCCGCGAGGAGGACGUUCCCGUGCCGGCGAGCGAGGCGCGGGACGUGCUGCGCAUCAUCGACGCCGUCAGGGAGAGCGCCAAGACGGGACGCGAGGUGCGCCUCUCUUGA